Messenger RNA from Clonostachys solani, 1029 nucleotides. Lineage: Eukaryota; Fungi; Ascomycota; Sordariomycetes; Hypocreales; Bionectriaceae. The record is from the annotation of a GenBank genome assembly.
AUGAUCACGCUGGACCAGCCAACCCAGAGAGUCUUCUCUACGGGGGUGGCAUUCAUCGUCCUGACGUUCGUUUUUGUAGCAUUGCGCCUUUUUCUCCGCGCGCGAGCCAAGCAGCUCUCGUUCCUAUCCGAUGGCCUAUGCCUUGCAUCGUUCGUUCUUUUCUGUGCCUUUGUGGGGUUGAUGUUGGAGUAUAUCGUCAACAAUGGGAAGAGCGAUCCUUUCAAGCCAUCAACGCCCACCGAUUUAGCCAAAUUCUUGAAGAUCCUAUACGUAGAACAAGUGCUCUUCACUUUCGACAUUUCGUUGGUGAAGCUAAGCCUAUUGGCCCUGUACUGGAACGUCUUUGGAGUUCACAGCAAAACGAAAAUAGUCAUCGUGACCGUCACUGCUGGCUGCGUCAUCUGGUGCCUCGUCUUCACCUUCUUGGCUGCUUUUAGAUGUCGCCCCGUUGGCUAUGCAUGGGUACCAGUCCCUCCUCCCGGUACCUGCAUGUCAAGACCAAGUGUCUAUCUUCCACUGGAGGCUACCAAUUUGUUCUUUGAUAUAGUUGUCUUAUGCAUUCCGGUCUUUACCAUUGGACAGCUAAACCUCUCGAGAGGCAAGAAAAUCCCUGUUAUUGGGAUAUUCGUCGUCGGCGUUUCAGUCUGUGUUGCUAGUAUUGGACGUCUCUUUGGAAUUGCGCAAGGAGGCGAUGGUGCCCAACUGUUCUUCUGGUCGUGCAUGCAACUAGGGCUGGCGAUUGUCUGCAGUUGCCUCCCUUUACUUGGUGCAGUAAUCCCGCGCAAGAAUAAAGCCAGUUCACGAUCGACGAGCGAGUAUAACUCGUUUCGCGGUAGAGGAGGCAAUGGAUCAGUCCUGAAACUCACCGAGAAUGAUAGCAGAACUGAUGGCCCCUGGAUGCGGUCCUCGACUGCGCAAAGACCAGAAAGAACACAAAGGUCAAGAGCUGAGGAAGGCGCAGACUCAGAUUACGCUCUGGAAUCACUGCCAUCAAAGAAUAGGGAACAUAAAGAAGUGUCAGUUGUAUAG